Myxozyma melibiosi is the source of this 2235-nucleotide messenger RNA. RefSeq names its product pyridoxamine 5'-phosphate oxidase-domain-containing protein. The record is from RefSeq and is a predicted model, not a curated record. NCBI's taxonomy places the organism in Eukaryota, Fungi, Ascomycota, Lipomycetes, Lipomycetales, Lipomycetaceae. Bases 274 to 1959 code for a protein of 561 amino acids. The transcript has a single exon.
GUGGGUUGUGUUAUAAUACAUAUACUGUAGCAUUAUUCCUUAUAUACUGUUAUAUAUACUAUUCUAUUCUAUUAUAUCUACUAUCUCUCAUCGCUGCCGAACCCUACCGCAAAUUGGCCCCGGUCCGAGAUCCGAACAAGGUUCAGAGCGGUCGAGACGCAGCACCAACGAACGCGCGUCCACUUUAUCGGUCUCCGCCUCUUUUUAAGCUGCUCCUCCUCCUCCCCUCCUCCUCCUCAUCAGCAUCACCACCUUCUUCUCAUAGUCAUCACCAUGAAGGGCUCUCUAUCCCUCCUCGCUCUGGCGCUCACCGCCUCCGCGUCCCCCCUCUCCUUCCUCACAAACAGCGCCCCCGAACAGGUCCUAUCUCAGCCCUCUCAACACACCCUCACCCGCCCCUCCGUCGACGAAGCAGCCGUCCAGGCCCGCAAACUCAUCAAAUCAGAGGCCUUCGCAGACAUGAACACCGUCUUCCAGUCCGGCCCCCUUGCCGGAUCCGCCAUCGGCCUCCUCGAGUACUACGCCGACUGCUCCGAAGACGGCUCCCUCACCCUCCUCAUGGUCGAAGUCGGCCACAACUACAAAAACUGGCUCGAGGGCUCCCCCGUCUCCUUCUCGAUCAAGUACUCCCCCAAGUUCUUCUCCCUCUCCCCCGCCUCCGAGCCCCGCGCCUCCCUCGUCGGAAACAUCUCCUACGUCGAGGACGAAGAAGAGAUCAAAAAGGCCAAGCUCUGCUUCCUCCACCGCCACCCCGACGCUAAGGCCUGGCUCCCCGGCAACAAGAUCCACAAGACCGCCUUCAUGACCUUCGUCCCCGAGUCCGUCUACUGGCUCGGCGGCUUCGGCAACGUCGCCUACAUCGGUGACAUUCCCAUCGACAUGUACAAGAACGUCACCCUCGACCAUCCCCAUCCUUCCCUCCCUCACUUCCCUCCUCACCACGGUGACGGCCCUGACGACGGUGACGACGAGUACGAGCCCAAGCACCCCAACGGCGAGCGCCCUCCUUAUGGUGCUGAUACUGAGGGUCAGGCCCCUCCUCCUCCCCCUGGUCCUGAUGGUCAGGCCCCGCCUCCUCCUCCUGGUCCUCAUGGCCAGCGCCCCCCUCCCCCUCCUCCCCAUGGACCUUCUGGCCAUGAGGGUCACUACCCUCCCCCUCCUCCCCCUCCCCAUGGACCUUCUGACCACGACGGUCACUACCCCCCUCCCCCUCCUCCCCACCACGCUCCUUCUGACCAUGACGGCUACUACCCCCCUCCUCCCCCUCCCCACGGUCCCUCCGACCACGAGGGUGACCACGACGAUGACUACCCUCCCCCUCCCCCUCCUCACCACGGCCCUCCUUCCGACCACGACGACGACGAUGACGACGAGGAAGACGAGCAUUUUCCGCACUUCAGACCCGACCCUUCCUUCCGCCGUGGCCGCAAGCCCCACUUUGACGACGACGACGACGAGCCCCGCCGCUUCCGUGGCCCGCGUCGCAUGCGCCAUGAGUUUGAGCACGAGGAGGAGGAAGACGAUGACGAGGAGGAGGACAAGCACGAGCGCAAGUUUACUCCUCGCCCGCCUCGCUUCGGCAACCGCGAGCCUUCCGAGCGGUUUCCCGGCGCCCGCGGUCGCCGCCCCGAAGGCUACGGUCGCCCCGGCCCUAGUUUGAGAGAAUUACACGGUCGCUCGCAGGAUCUGAUGCAAUGCCUGCACGAGGACGAAAGACUGAUUCUCGACUCUGACGAGUCCACUGUCGUCGACGCCAUCCGCCGGUGCCAGAAGCUGAUCAAUAAGCGCAUGAACAAGGCCGGCAAGAAGGGAUGCCACGACAAGGCCGGCAAGAAGACCCACGGCGGCGAGAUGCAGAUGCCUCCUCGCGACGGCCCUCGUCGCGAGAGAGCGAUGCAGGCGCAGCGGGAUGACGAGUCUUCUGUCUACGGCUACGUCCGCAGGAUCUUCUUUGCUUAAGCGUUUUUUCUUUGUUUUUUUUUACUGCGAGUGAAGCGUUUGUUUUGUUUAUGGGAUUUCGGCUUUGCUUUGUUUUGUAUUCUCUCUAUAUAAAUCUCAGUUUCAUUUGAGGUUUCAAUAUAGCAAUCUUUUCUGCAAUCUUUUUUACCUACAAUCUAUCGGUGACUUUUAUCUAUCGAUUACACUUUUUUUCUUUCUCUUUUUUUAUAUUACUAUCAUAUUUGUUUUUUCAUUAUUUGGUGUUAUUUAUAAAUGGAGAAUUUACAAAAUUAUGAU